GGGCGUGGGGGUAUUUAGGCGCGCGGGCUGGGCACGGAGCAACCCGGCGGGCGGAGCUCGGGGAGUACAGGACCCGCUUCCAAAAUGUGGCAGCUGCUGGCCACGCUGAGCUGCGUGACGCUGCUGGCGGGGGUGCAGGGUGCCCCAAACUUCCCACCCCUGUCAGAUGAGCUGGUCAACUAUGUGAACAAGCAGAACACCACGUGGCAGGCGGGACACAACUUCCCCAACGCGCACCUGAGCUAUGUGAAGAAGCUGUGUGGGACCGUCCUGGGAGGGCCCCGGCUGCCCCAGAAAGUGCAGCUGACCGAGCCCAUCAAGCUGCCCGAGAACUUUGAUGCCCGUGAGCAGUGGCCCAACUGCCCAACCAUCAAGGAGAUUCGCGACCAGGGCUCCUGCGGCUCCUGCUGGGCCUUUGGGGCAACCGAAGCCAUGUCUGACCGCAUCUGCAUCCACACCAGUGGGCGGGUGAACGUGGAGGUGUCGGCCGAGGACCUGCUCACCUGCUGCGGCCUCCAGUGUGGCGAGGGCUGUAACGGGGGCUUCCCGUCUGGAGCAUGGAAUUUCUGGAAGAAACAAGGCCUGGUGUCUGGGGGUCUCUAUGACUCCCACGUGGGCUGCAGGCCCUACUCCAUCCCGCCCUGCGAGCACCAUGUGAACGGCUCCCGGCCCCCCUGCACAGGAGAGGGGGGUAGCACCCCCAAGUGCAGCAAGAGCUGCGAGGACGGCUACGGCUCCACCUACAAGGAGGACAAGCACUAUGGCUGCAGCUCAUACAGUGUGUCCAGUGACGAGGAGGAGAUCAAGGCUGAGAUCUACAAGAACGGCCCCGUGGAGGCGGCUUUCUCCGUCUAUGGUGAUUUCUUCGCAUAUAAGUCAGGCGUGUACCAGCACGUUGCCGGGGAGAUGAUGGGCGGCCACGCCGUGCGCAUCCUGGGCUGGGGCGUGGAGGACGGCACCCCAUACUGGCUGGUGGGCAACUCCUGGAACACAGACUGGGGUGACAACGGCUUCUUCAAGAUCCUGCGUGGCCAAGACCACUGCGGCAUCGAGUCCGAGAUCGUGGCCGGCCUGCCCUGCACGGAGCAUUACGUGCACAGGCUGUGACCCGCAUGCACCGCCAACCAGGUGCGGCGGCCCUGGGGAGGGUCUCAACAUGCCCAUCCUUGUAGUGCUGUCACUCCUGUUCCCCUACCAAUCCCCACAAACGAAGGGGCGACUUAGGCUCCACACGGUGCCGGGCAGGGUACCGGCUGCCGCGUCCAGCUUGCCCUCGCAUGGCAUUCUGACCCAGGCUGUGCCAUGCGCCUCAGCUAAUCAUGUGGACUGAAGACUGGCCAGAAGUGUGUCCUCCUUACAACAGAGCAAGCCCCACCCGCAGGGAGGGACCCCCACUAUUCAAUCACUGCUUUCACCAAUGGGCAUGGCCGUGCCAAUCAAUAAAAGGUUUCUCCUG
Sorex fumeus (smoky shrew) is the source of this 1456-nucleotide messenger RNA. It is a transcript of the gene CTSB, whose product is annotated as cathepsin B. The transcript has 10 exons. The record is from RefSeq and is a predicted model, not a curated record. The coding region runs from base 85 to 1107 and encodes 340 amino acids. Lineage: Eukaryota; Metazoa; Chordata; Mammalia; Eulipotyphla; Soricidae. Gene Ontology annotation, biological process: regulation of catalytic activity. Gene Ontology annotation, molecular function: cysteine-type endopeptidase activity. Gene Ontology annotation, cellular component: lysosome.